Messenger RNA from Mesorhabditis spiculigera, 4209 nucleotides. The record is from the annotation of a GenBank genome assembly. Lineage: Eukaryota; Metazoa; Nematoda; Chromadorea; Rhabditida; Rhabditidae.
AUGCCAAAACCGAAGCCCAAGUCUGGGCCACAACUGGUUAUUGACAAUGAGCCUAAAUCGCCAGUGGUGAAGAUACCAACCGACGCUGAAAGACAAAUCUAUAGCCGUCGUCUUCGCACCACUUAUGAACUAUUGGACAUUGGCAACGCGAAGGGUGCAUUGGCAGAAACCGAGAAGUUGGUGAAAAAGCAUCCAGCGAUGGUGGCUGGUGAGUGCUACAAAGCCCUAGCGCUCUUCCGUUUGGGCAGGAAUGACGAUGCCUUCGCGCUGAUCCAUAAGCUCGAGGCACGCCUUUCAGUUGAAGUUUUUGAUGACUGUGCCCUUCAUGGUCUCACACAAUUCUAUCAGGAAGCUUCGCUGUUCGACCGCGUCGUUAAAAUCUACGAGAAGCAAGUGGCGCUGUAUCCGGGGGAAAGCUCCUUGAAAAAGCUUUAUUUGGAAUACGGGCGUCAAACGGAUUACGACAAUCAGAUGAAGAUUGCACUCAAGUUGAACUCGUUGUUUCCCAAAAAUAACCACUUUCUUUGGCUAGUUUCUUGCAACAUUUCUCAGGCGAGGGCAACGAAAGAUGAGAAGAUGAAAACUAUGCAUUAUCAGCUGGCUGUGCGGCGUCUCGACAAAGAAUACAAGGAUGGCUGCUUUGACGAGAAAGCAUUGGCCCUUUAUGCUCAGUUAUACGAAGGAAUGAAUGAGCUCCCGAAGCUUUACAAGGUGUAUAGCGACGCCAUAGCGAUUAAGUCAAAGGCACUAGGAGCGCCCGAAGAGAUUCAUUCCAAGAUGGAUCGUGUCAAAGGGAAGUACGAUAUGAAGGGUGCCAUUGAGGAUGCCCUUCAGCGUCUUGCUCACAGGCCCCUGCAUGAUGGCUAUUGGGAAACGCUCUACAUUCUUCUCAGAGACCUUCCGUUGGACGAGGCGCUAAACUACAAGCAGGGAAUCAUCGAGCGGAUCGAGGACGUGCUGGAGAACAUUGCCAAUCAUUUUGACUGUGCUCCCGACGCAAACCCUGAGGAAUGCUGGCAGCUUCAUUGGUUCAGGGCUCGCUUUUUGAACUUUGUACGCGAGGCCCCAGAUGGCGCCUGGAAGAAGUUGAUUGGGCACGCGGAUGAAGUCUACAUUGCGGCACUCCAUGCGUUGCUCAAGACAUCCUACAAAAUUCCAUACACGUUCAUCACAUCCAAAGAUGUUUUCUCGGGCUUGAGUGAGCGUGAGCUAUCGCUUCUGCGCGAGAUCGUUUGCGAUGACGCCUUUUUGGAAGACGCUGGCUCCCAAGAAUCUGCCAUAAGCUAUGCCUGGGCCGCAGUGCUUCGAUAUCAAAUCCUGUGGGCCUUCAACUGGGUGACGGACACGACACGGGAUUUCGUAAAAGCCUUUUACGCGGAGGUGUUCGAGCAAAUUGGUUGGCGCAAGCUAGGGCCUGGUCUUUUCGAGAUUCGCCAUAUGCCAGUUGAGAUUGUCGACAUGUUUGCAAAGGUCGCUGGUGAGAUGAUGUGGAAAGAAUAUUCCGAGAACGGAGACGAGCAGAUUGUCUACGAGUUUCUUCUCUUGUUGGAAACACUGGUCCGUCCUCACAAGGAUAAAGUCGCCGACCUUCGGGUAUUGAUGCUGAAGCUCUACUCGCAUCUGUGCUUGAUGGAUCGUACUCUUCUUAUGGCGAAACGCGUUGAUGUAAAAAAUGGACUAGUUGACACUCUGGGUCAUUCUCUCUUUUUGCAAUACGAGCAGACGAUGAACUUCCAGGCGGCUUGUCACAAGUUUGUAAGCGCCGGGCAGUUCUACGAUGCGACGGAGCGCGAGUUGAACGAAUGCAUCAUCCAAGAAUAUCGUCAGGGCACCUUGUAUCGAAUCCCGCUGCUCAUCGAAACAGCCAGCAACUUUAAGAAUAGCAUUAAUGCGGCUUAUUGCGACAUGAUGAAUCGUUGGGCCAGCACUAUGCAGUUCGUAAAGGGCUCAUAUGAUAUCAUGUCCGUGUUAGCAGCCUCUGCGGACGAGCUUCCAGAACGUUUUGUGGACUCACGCGACGUAAACCUCCAGACUUUCCGUUGCGACGCACGAGAAGCCGAGUAUACUGAAGGUUUGCUCAGGGAGAAGGAAAGGACUUUCCACGAGCUGGAUUGUUCAAUUCGACUUCGUGAUCAGCUUAUGAAGUCUGUCGCGGAUCUCGGCAACAUCAAGAAUAAUGGUUCCGCAAAAGCCCCGGAAAAGUUGAAUACGUUGGCCUCCGAGGCAAAGGCGCGGUAUCCUCCACCGCCCAAGUCGGCAAUAACACGCAUGGAUGAGUUCUUCGCGAUCGGUCAGAAGAUAAAAGAAAUGGUCGGAUCCUCCCGGAAAGAUGUUUUAUUCAAAAAGAGCGCCGACCGAUUCCUGGAUUUUGAUCCGGGUACUGGAAACGCCUCAUUCAAGUCACUUCAUUCGGCGGGCGAGAAGAAAGAAACUGGAAAGAACGGAUCUGACGUGUUCGAGAAAGAAAAAGGUCCAGAACAACGCAAACAGCGCGACGGAGCAAAGAAGGUCGCUGACGGUGCGGUCGAAGACGUUCAUCCGAGAAAGGACCGGUCAACUGGAUUGAUUUUGGCGACCAAGCCUGUUUCGACAUCCGGCGAAGAACUUGGCUCAGCCAGGAUCACGGAUGACGUCCACGUCGAGAUAGAUCAAGAAACCGAGGUUAAACCUGUCAUCGAAAAGCCCACCCAUCAGGACGAUCAGGGGACAGUUGAUCUUCAAGCCAGUGCGGACGGAGUCAUCGACGGUGACCACCAGUUCUCCGACACCGACUCGGUUCGAACAGCACUUCAGUUGCUAGACGUUGGCGAAAUACACAGUGAAGAACCACAGGAAGGGCAUCAAGAAGAAAAUGGUCAGCAGCAAGAAAGCGAUAGUGGCAGAAAACAGAAGGGAAAGAAGAAAAAGAGCAAAACGGUGGAGGCUGGCCCACACUCCGGCGGCGAUCAACCGACGGCUGCCGAGCCGUUUGGAUCGAUUUCCGACUCUGCUUCGCUACCGCCCGAUGCUUCGCCUGAAAACGUUGCCGUUACUACAGCCGAUCUGUUCGAUUGUGACGAAGAAACCGCUGAAGACAAUGCUAUUCGUACACACGCCCGUUUCCGCCCUGAUGACGUUGCACGUGUGAUGUUCAAUGAAGGUGGUGGCAUGCCUGAUAACUACGUGAAGAUGGUUCGGCAAGAGGUGCAAGACAUCCGCGGACUCAAUGUUACGACUAGCGGGGAAGCAGCUGUUGUUUUUGACGCAGCGGUGGCUAUAUAUGAAAAGGUCAAGGUCGAGAUGGCGGGAACGGAAUUGCCACCGGCGGUCCGCUCUCUUUUCGACGGGUUCCAUGGCCUUAUCGAGGUAUUCAAGAAAACAUUGUCGGAGCAAGGUGGAUGUGUGACAUUGGAUGACUUCCAAGCCCAUUUCAAAGAUGCUGAUUCGAAAGAAAAGUAUCAAGGCGACGGCGCCGUUCUACAGCGAGCCGCAGAAGAAUGGCAACAAGCUCUUGACCGUGAUAAAGACGUAAUUGCUGGCUUUAUUGAACGUAUCGAUGCAAUCGUUUAUACGAUGCGCACUGGACAACCAAAGAAGGUAGAUGUCAAAUAUCCCUACUUGGAAGUUCCCAAUGGAUGUAAUAUGGACGAUUUCGUCAACGUUACUGCUUUCGACUUCACGGUGGACUUGAUCAAUUGUUUGCAUGCGCGGGCUGCCGGUGUUGAGUAUGAGAUGAAGGAAUACGAGCUCGCGUAUUCAGAAUUCGUCGAAUACGCCGAUACUUCUUCGUUUAUGCAGUUGUCUCAGACGAUGCGUCGUUUCAGUUUUACGACACAGCUACUUUGCCAUAGUCGCCUAGCGCUAGAAAUGUUCGGGGUUGGCCGUAGCCGUGAGGCGACCCACGCUGCCACCGGCAAAUUGCCGCCAUUCCAACAUCCCACUGCUCCGCGAAAACUGACACCGACUGAGAUCGAAAUGUGGCAACGAGUCAAGGAAUUUUCCAAGCAAGCUGAGCAGCAUUUGUACACCUGGGCGAUUUUGUUGACCAACACUUACUUCGAUCGCGGUUUAUGUGUGGAAUGGGGACAAGAUGCCCGGAAGACAAUGCUCCAGCCGCGCAAACACAUUACCGACUUGAUGAACGCCAAGCAUUUUGAACGGACUGUUAUCGGCAUCGCUCGUCGUCUUCAUGGGAACAUCAUCGAAUAUGAAGCCGCUCACAACAUCAAA